Messenger RNA from Cyprinodon tularosa, 1141 nucleotides. RefSeq names its product dual specificity protein phosphatase 3-like. Lineage: Eukaryota; Metazoa; Chordata; Actinopteri; Cyprinodontiformes; Cyprinodontidae. The transcript is spliced from 3 exons. The coding region runs from base 112 to 768 and encodes 218 amino acids. The record is from RefSeq and is a predicted model, not a curated record. Gene Ontology annotation, molecular function: protein tyrosine/serine/threonine phosphatase activity; MAP kinase phosphatase activity. Gene Ontology annotation, biological process: protein dephosphorylation; negative regulation of MAPK cascade. Gene Ontology annotation, cellular component: cytoplasm.
CUCCGCCCUUGCAGCUGUCGCUCCCUGCAGCUCGCCUGUUUUGGAAAAACAGCUGACCGCUCGCUGCUCUACGGUAAACCGACACCUGCCUGCCGCCUCACUGCCGUCGAAAUGCGCCUGUUGGAGGUCCUGCUGCACCCCUCCUCAGACAUGAAGAACAAACAUAAGAGGGAUGUGAAGACAGCGCUUCCUGAUCGCUUCAACAUGUCCAGCUUUGAGGUUUCUCUGCAGCAACUCAACGAUCUACUGACGGAUGAGAGCGGCUUCUACAGCUGGCCCACCAAACACUUCCAUGAGGUAUAUCCACGGAUCUACAUCGGCAAUGCAUUUGUUGCAACAAACGUGAUGCGCCUUAAGCGUCUACGCAUCACUCACAUCCUGAAUGCAGCAGAGGGAAACUCCUUCAUGCACGUCAACACAAGUGCCGACUUCUACGCCGGCUCAGGAAUCGUCUACCAUGGCAUCCCAGCCAACGACACCGACCACUUUGACAUCAGUGUCUACUUUGAAGAGGCGGCAGACUUUAUAAAGAAGGCCCUGGCUUAUAAAAAUGGAAAAGGAAAGGUGUACGUCCAUUGCAGGGAAGGUUACAGCCGCUCACCUACCUUGGUCAUCGCUUACCUAAUGCUUCACCAAAAAAUGGAUGUCCACUCCGCUCUGGCCAUGGUGCGACAGAAAAGGGAGAUUGGACCCAAUGACGGCUUCCUUCGGCAGCUCUGUAGGUUAAACCAAAGGUUGGCAGCUGAGGGGAAACUAUGGAACAAAUAAGUUACACAAGACUAAAGUAUGCUUGGUUGCAGAUGGCAUAGUUUCCACUUGUUUGAAUAUCGUAUGGGCCACUGGCCUGUGAAGCAAUGUUCUGAACAAAAUGACAGUACUUUCCUUCUGACUGAGGAGGGAAGCAGCAUUGUGUUGUCUCUACUGUACAGAGCAGAUUAACACAUUUUACACAUGAAUGGUGUUUAAAUUAUGCUCACAUGAACUUGCAUCUGGGUCAUUCACUAGCAGAUUAAUCUGGCCCUUUUAGAAGAUACCAGGAAUGUUCUGAAAUUAUCUAAUUAUUCCAGGUUUAUAAAAAAAAUGGAAAACUGACUCUUAAUGAAAAGUUCUAACAUUUGCAGAAAUCUCCUUUGGCCAAAAC